UCUUCUUCUUCGGAUAGAGAUGUCGUCAUCAUAUGGAGGUUGGAAAAUAUUGGCUGUAUCAUCACCGCCAUCUUUCGGCCUGGAAGGAUCACAGACUUCUCUGUUUGACGACCGGAAACAAGCCGAAGAUAAAAUCUACACCAUGUCAUGGAAAAUCCUCUCAACUCUCCUGUGUUUGCUUUUACUUCACCAAAAUGCAAGCGCUAAAGAUUGCUCUGCAGGUGAGAAGCUAGAUUACAUAACACGGGUUUGUGUGGCCUGUCAAGAUAAAUAUUACAACCCCAAAAGUGGAUCAAAUGUUCACUGUAAACCAUGCGGUGAAUGUGGAAACGGUAGUAAGGAAGUUGAAAAAUGUACAGCUACAAAAGAUGUUCGCUGCCAAUGUAAGGAAGGUUUUACACCCAAAAAUCCGAAACAAGAAGAUUGCAUAUGUAAAAAAGGUUCUGAACUGGAUAAAAGAGGAGAGACUUGCACUGAAUGUCGCAAAGGCUACUUCUCAGACAAAGAUGACUCAACUUGUCAAAAAUGGAGAGAAUGCAAAAGUGGGAUUAAGAUCCAAGGCACCAGCACUUCUGAUACCGUAUGCAAAAAUGCAUCAGAAGAGGUGACAGAAGCUCCCAAAGUGUAUACAACCUCACUGAAGACAACCUCACUGAAGACAUCAACCAUCUCGUCUGCAGCCCCUUUAAGAACUACGGCUACCUCUCCAACCAAAGACCGCUUCUACAGCUUAUGGCUGGUCAUCCUAUGCGCUGGCAUUCUUCUUCUGUCUGGACUCCUGUACUACAAGUGUAAAGUGACUUACUGCAUUCAUAACCACAAGAAAGUGGAUUCUCGAAAAGAAAGCGUAUGCAGAAAGCCUGUUGAAGAAUCUGGGGAGAAGUGCCUGUCUUUACUUGUCUAACGCAAAUUUCAGUGGUUUCCAUGUUUCUUUUUGUGAAAUAUUUUAUAUGCAAGUAAUAGUAGUUGUUAUAUAACUAGUUUAUUGUCAAUUGUUGUCAACUGUUAUCGACUAUGUUGAACUUCUACUUAAAGGGAUACUCUACUUUUUUGGGAAAUAGGCUCAUUUUACAACUCCUCCAGAGUUAA
Messenger RNA from Pimephales promelas (fathead minnow), 1089 nucleotides. RefSeq lists its product as uncharacterized. Lineage: Eukaryota; Metazoa; Chordata; Actinopteri; Cypriniformes; Leuciscidae. Gene Ontology annotation, biological process: regulation of cell population proliferation. The record is from RefSeq and is a predicted model, not a curated record. Gene Ontology annotation, molecular function: signaling receptor activity; protein binding.